Messenger RNA from Olea europaea var. sylvestris, 869 nucleotides. Its product is annotated as trans-resveratrol di-O-methyltransferase-like. The transcript has a single exon. The coding region runs from base 18 to 854 and encodes 278 amino acids. Gene Ontology annotation, molecular function: protein dimerization activity; S-adenosylmethionine-dependent methyltransferase activity; O-methyltransferase activity. Gene Ontology annotation, biological process: methylation. The record is from RefSeq and is a predicted model, not a curated record. NCBI's taxonomy places the organism in Eukaryota, Viridiplantae, Streptophyta, Magnoliopsida, Lamiales, Oleaceae.
AGUUUCAAAUUCAAGAAAUGGCAUUUCUUAUUGGAGAACAAUCUACUGAGCUUCUACAAGCUCAAGCCCACGUUUGGAACCACAUAUUCAACUACGUGAACUCCAUGUCUCUCAAAUGUGCAACUCAACUAGGCAUACCAGAUAUCAUCCACAGACAUGGCAAACCAAUGACACUUGAAGAGCUAGUCGAUGUCCUCCACCUCAACAGUGCAAAAGCACAGGCUGUGUACCGUCUGAUGCGGAUUCUAACUCAUUUAGGGUUCUUCGUUGAGGAAAAAGUCUCUGAGGAUGAUUCAAAUAUGGGAUAUUGGCUUACACAAGCUUCUCGUCUCCUCCUCAAAGAUGAUGCCUUGAGUUCACUACCAUUUUUACAAGUCGCUCUCGAUCCGCUCUUGAUAAAGCCAUGGCAUCAUAUGAGUGAAUGGUUUGAAAAUAAUGAGGACUCCUCUGCUUUUGAGACGGCCUAUGGAAAGACAUUUUGGGGCUAUGGCAGUCAGGAGCCGAAGAUGAAUCUCCUGUUCAAAAAAGCAAUGGCUAGUGACACACAGUUGGUGAGUAACGUAGUUACUAGAGAUUGCAAACAAGUCUUCCAAAAGUUGAAGUCAAUUGUGGACGUUGGUGGUGGCACGGGAUCGUUGGCCAAAGCUAUUGUCGACUCUUUUCCGGACUUACAAUGUGUCGUGUUUGAUCUACCACAUGUUAUUGCGGGCUUAGAAGGGACAAAAAAUUUGACCUACGUUGGAGGAAACAUGUUUGAGACUAUUCCUCGUGCAGAUGCACUUUUGCUCAAGGUAUGGAGUUUGUUUAUACGUCCAACUAACAAAAUUGAAACUUUUACAUUAUUUUGCAACUGAUUUUAAUUAAUAUUG